AUGGGCGUUCGUCUAGGCUGCUUGAGCGACUCCCCGUGGUGGCCGCCGCCGCUGCUGCUGCUGCUGUUCUGCACCGUCCCCUUCUGUUCAGGCAGGCCCUUCGGGAUUCCCACACCCUCCGUGAACGUCGCAGUGGUGUUCAGCGGCUCGGCCUACCAGACAGAAAUUAAGGGCCGGUUAAGCCGGGAAAACUUCAUGGACCUGCCUCUGGAGGUGAACCCCAUCACUGUGCUGGUCAACAACACCAACCCACGGGCACUGCUCACCCGAAUCUGUGACACCCUCUCGACUAACCGCGUCCAUGGCGUGGUGUUUGAGGACAACGUUGGCUCGGAGGCCGUUGCACAGAUCUUGGACUUCAUUUCCACUCAGACAGCUGUACCCAUCGUGGGCAUCAGUGGAGGCUCUGCUGUUGUCCUGCCAUACAAGGGCGAGGGUUCCAACUUUCUCCAGCUGGGCUCCUCCAUCGAGCAGCAGAUCAACGGCAUGUUCAAGGUGAUGGAGGAGUACAACUGGGACAGCUUUGUGGUCAUAACCAGCCUGUAUCCGGGCUACGAAACCUACGUGGAUUACAUCAAAUCCUUCACAGACACCAGCUAUUUCAUGUGGGAGCUGCAGGAUGUUCUGACCUUCGACAUGUCCUCCGACAGCAUGAACGACAUCCGGGCGCGAAGGCUUCUGCAGCAGAUCGACGCCCAGGUGCUGUUGGUCUACUGCUCCCAUGAAGAGGCUCAGUACCUGUUCACCAUGGCAGCUGAGGCCGGACUGGUGGGGCCAGGCUACAUCUGGAUUAUUCCCAGUCUGGCAGUGGGGAACCCAGACAUCCCCCCACCUGACAGCUUCCCUGUGGGGCUAAUCAGCAUCAUCACGGACCGGUGGAGGAUGAGCUUGAGAAAGAGGGUGCGGGAUGGGGUAGCCAUCGUGGUGAAAGGCGUGCAGAGCUUUCGGAAACAGAGGGGCUUUGUUCCUGAGGGCCACAGUGACUGUCACAACCCCGUCAAGCCAACUGUUAGUAACGACACUCUGUUCAGGCACAUGUUGAACGUAACCUGGGAACAUAAUGACUUCUCCUUCAACACUAAUGGUUACCUGGUGAAUCCAGCCAUGAUAAUCAUCACUUUGGACAGAGAGAGACAGUGGGACAAGGUGGGGACCUACGAGAUGGGGAUCCUGCAAAUGAGAUACCCUGUGUGGCCGCGGUAUGGCUCCUACCUGGAGCCGGUGUCAGACUACAGGCAUCUAACGGUGGCCACGCUGGAGGAGAGGCCUUUUGUCAUUGUGGAGGCAGUGGACCCUGUUACUGGUACAUGUGUCAGCAACACCGUACCCUGCCGCCGACAGUCCAACAAGACAGAGGCUAUCGUGGGUCACACUGAGCCCUACACUAAACUCUGCUGUAAAGGCUUCUGCAUAGACAUCCUGAAGAAGCUGUCCCGCACCAUAAAGUUUUCCUACGACCUCUACCUGGUCACCAACGGCAAACACGGCAAGCUGGUCCGAGGCAUUUGGAACGGGAUGAUCGGAGAGGUGUUCUACAAACGGGCAGACAUGGCCAUUGGCUCGCUGACCAUCAACGAAGAGCGCUCUGAGAUUAUUGACUUCUCCGUGCCGUUUGUGGAGACAGGGAUCAGUGUGAUGGUGGCAAGAAGUAAUGGGACUGUCUCACCAUCUGCCUUUUUAGAACCGUACAGUCCGGCGGUCUGGGUGAUGAUGUUUGUCAUGUGUCUGACUGUCGUUGCCAUCACAGUCUUCGUCUUUGAAUACUGCAGUCCAGUUGGGUACAACCGCAGCCUGGUCAGUGCCAAAGAUCCCGGAGGUCCCACCUUCACAAUUGGAAAGUCAGUGUGGCUGCUGUGGGGAAUCGUCUUCAACAACUCUGUCCCCAUUGAGAAUCCAAAGGGCACCACCAGUAAGAUCAUGGUUCUGGUCUGGGCUUUCUUUGCUGUCAUCUUCCUGGCUUCCUACACAGCCAACCUAGCAGCCUUCAUGAUCCAGGAACAGUAUAUCGACACGGUCUCUGGACUGAGUGACAAAAAGUUUCAAAAGCCACAGGAGCAGUACCCUCCGUUCCGCUUUGGUACAGUCCCAAAUGGCAGCACAGAACGCAACAUAAGGAGUAACUACCCCGAGAUGCACUCCCACAUGGUCAAAUACAACCAGAAGGGAGUGGAGGAUGCCCUUAACAGCCUCAAAACAGGGAAACUGGAUGCCUUUAUCUAUGAUGCUGCUGUGCUGAAUUACAUGGCUGGCAAAGACGAGGGCUGCAAGCUGGUGACCAUUGGCAGUGGGAAAGUGUUUGCCACCACUGGUUAUGGCAUCGCCCUGCAGAAGGAUUCACGCUGGAAACGACCCAUCGACCUGGCCCUGCUCCAGUUCCUGGCUGAUGGUGACACUCAGAAGCUGCAGACCGUAUGGCUCACAGGCAUCUGCCGUAAUGAGAAGAAAGAGGUGAUGAGCAGUAAGCUGGACAUUGACAACAUGGCGGGCGUCUUCUACAUGCUGCUUGUGGCCAUGGGCCUGAGCCUGCUGGUUUUUGCUUGGGAACAUUUGCUCUACUGGAAACUCCGACAUUCAGUCCGCAAAUCAGAGCGCCUGGACUUCCUCCUAGCCAUCAGUAGAGGCAUCUACAGCUGCUUCAAUGGAGUAGAGCAAACUGACCGCAAUGGGAGCAUGCCGAGUCCGGACGUCACGACCAACUAUACACAAGCCAAUAUGCUAAAAAUGCUGAAGACAGCCAAGGACAUGGUGUCCUCUGCCAGAGUGGAGAACUCUCUAGACAAUGCCACCAAAACAAUAGAGAACUGGAGCAGGCGUGGGGGCGACAAUGUGCGGGUUGGCAUGCCACCCAGACUGACCACCACAGACAUGUCUCAUGGCCGGCUGCCCUAUAUAUCCAGCAUCACAGACAACCACUCACCAUACCCUCAGAGGGCCCUCACACCCACCUUCCCAAUUCAUUAUGGGGACGCCGUCACCCAGCCGCUCCUGGAUAAGCCCCGAGUGGUGACCCGACCCACCCCGCUCCGCUACACGCUGCCCACCCGCAACACUCAGCAUGUCUUGGAGAGAACUCUGCCCAUCUCCAGCCUCAGUAGCCCUCACAUCGCCAUGCGGGACCCUGUUCCCCCCAGUACUUCGAACCCCCACCACAGCAGCAGGCUGUAUGUGGAGAACCAGGCCCGGCACCCCACGUCCCCUUUUGUUCCUUACAGGGAAUUCCAGGUGCCAGAUAUCUACGUGGAGCACAAAGGACCACUAAGAAGGAAGUUUAGCUACCCCCCUGACUGUGUGAGCCGGAGGAGGCGCUCCCAUAGCUAUGUGUUUGAUGCUGCAGACCCCAGAGCGAGAGGUGACUAUGAUGAACCUCGAUCCUGCCUUGCUGAGUUGAGGGCCAAUCACCUCCUGAACAACCACCCCCCUGUUGCUGCUGCCAUGUCCUGCACUGCAGGACACUAUCCAGGCGGCAGCACAAGCUGCAACUCCUGUAUGAAGUCCUACCUGGAGCCUGAAAUGGAUGACAUACCACUCCUGGGGAAGGACAAACUAAACCGCCGCGCCUCAUUCCUCAAAGCCACAUGGGGCAACGACAGGAUCCAUCAGGUAGAUGAAACAAAGCCCUCCACUUCCACAUCCUCCACCCGCGUAGACAUGCCUGACCUGUUUCCUCGGGUGGUAGUGGCCAACCCAAAGCCCCACAAGCUAUAUGGCAGUCUGGGGCACAACCUGUCCUGCUACCCCUUGGCUGCUGAGCCUGCCUACUUGGACCCAGCCCACAUGGGCUCCUACCCCUAUAAGCAAAAGCUCAAGUACUCUGAGUCCACCCGGCUGCCCUCUUACAGGGAAGCCAUCCUGCAGAAUGCCGCUGCCCUGCGCCGCUCCUCCUCCACAGUGGUGCACAGACACUACUCCACCUACCUGAACUCGUACACAGACUUACCAGUGUAUGUGGGGCCACUGGCCCAGGGACCGUCCCAGUUUUAUGACAGUUCCAAGGACAUGUGCCACUUGUUUCCCUGUACAAGCCACUGCCCAGAUAAUGCAGCAAUGUUGCCUCGUAUGAAUGAAAGGCAGGUGGUUUACCACAACAAUAUGUUUGGGGCCUAUGAUGGCACAGGAAAAAGGGAAGACCCAGGCUCUGGGAGCAGAGAGCGAAGGCAGGUGUUGGUGGCGCGCAGAGUUAACAGUCCCUAUGUGCCAAAGCCCUGGGGCAGGGUAUCCAGCCUGGAGUCUGAGGUCUGAGCCCCCAUCCUUAGUGGACUUCCACUAUAGGCUCUAAAACUUAGCCCCUAUAAUGAGGGGCAUGCCUGGUGGUUCCCCCUCAGCCUCUGGUUUAAGCAAAAAUUAAACUCUACACCAAUAGUGUAUUUGAGAGUGUUGACUCUCAAUUAUCAGUGCAAUAAUAUCUUGGGCAGCGACAUGUAAAGGAGAAGACACUGACAAGCAAAUUACUGCUGGGACUUUGUAAGCCAAACUUAAAAUACUAAUAAAAAGAAAAGAAAUGUUGAAAAGUAUUUAAUACAUAAGAAUUUAACCUGUUGAUUGUUAUUUAAAGGAUUUUUAAAUGCUGUGUUGCUAUGUGAAAGAAUUCUGGGAGACAAUAUACUGUAGCCUCUCAAUCUGAUUAUGACUUGAGACAUUGUUCUCUUUUUUUUUCAAAAUCAUUUCAGUACCCACCAUUUCAAUUGAGAGAUAAAUGAUUAAGACAAUUUUGUGAUCAAACCACUGACAUGUUGUCUGUGGAUUUUCUAAGUCUGCGACCUUGGGUGCGCAGCUCUGAGGCUUCCUGCUCCAUUGAUCAUCAUGUAAUUUGACUGGGAUUUUAAAAAGG
This is a messenger RNA of Epinephelus moara (kelp grouper), 4828 nucleotides long. RefSeq names its product glutamate receptor, ionotropic, N-methyl D-aspartate 2Ca (gene grin2ca). The transcript is spliced from 12 exons. Gene Ontology annotation, cellular component: plasma membrane; NMDA selective glutamate receptor complex; postsynaptic membrane. The coding region runs from base 1 to 4239 and encodes 1412 amino acids. Lineage: Eukaryota; Metazoa; Chordata; Actinopteri; Perciformes; Serranidae. Gene Ontology annotation, biological process: synaptic transmission, glutamatergic; monoatomic ion transport; long-term synaptic potentiation. The record is from RefSeq and is a predicted model, not a curated record. Gene Ontology annotation, molecular function: NMDA glutamate receptor activity; transmitter-gated monoatomic ion channel activity involved in regulation of postsynaptic membrane potential.